Molecule: messenger RNA, 2465 nt
Organism: Naegleria gruberi
Lineage: Eukaryota; Heterolobosea; Eutetramitea; Acrasida; Naegleriidae
Exons: 2
Coding region: 1-2451 (816 amino acids)
Source: RefSeq, a predicted model, not a curated record
AUGAGCAAUAAGCAAAAGUUGCAUCAUUCACAACUUGUUAAUCAUCAGCAUCCCAAUCUUUCUCAACAACAAGAAAUAUUGAAUGAAAUUAACAAGCAGUCUUGUGAUGAGUCUGACCUUUUCGAUAACUUAGAUCAAUCACAGCAAUUACACACAAGAAUGGUAUAUUCAUCGUCCGAAAAUCCUUCAUCCUUUUUAACUCAACAACAACAGGAAGAACUUAACCAACAAUACCUUAAUCACCAAACAAUUUUGAAUCCACACGAUUUGAAUAACAAUUUUGAUAAUUUAUUCUCACAAGAGUCUGACCAUCAUUCGAUAAGCAAUCAUCAUAAUCCAUCUCCACACAUUCUCCUACCAAGUACAUCCAGCAUUCAGCCAUCCCAUGCCAAUCAUGGUUUGAAUCAACAUACCUUUAGCAACGGAAUCAAUGCACCAUUGGAUUCCUUCAUGAGCAACGACAUGUUAACAACCUCAACAUUUAUACAUACUAGUUAUAUUCCAAAUAGCACCACACAAGCUUAUCCAUCUUUAAAUGUGCAAAAGCCGGAAUCAAAUGCCGACUUUUCUUUUAGACAAAUGCAAUUUAAUAGCAAUCCCCAAGGCUUACUGGUUGGUUCUUCUGAUGUGUAUAACGAUACAAGUUCUUUCGAAAAGAGAGAGUUUGGUCCAUCUCCCUUAACAUUUAAAGAAAAUUCUCACCUCUCCAAGACUGAAAUGAUGACCAAUGAUUUGGUUUAUAAUGAACAACAAAAAGAUUACUCUUUUAUUUCAGAUGGAGAGAGAGAGUCAAACAAUGUUUCAUCCAAGCAAAAACAUCAUCAACAUACAUCAGACACCUCGAAUCUAGAUGCAAUUUCAUUUUCAAUAGAAGAUGAUUCAGCAACUGCAUGUUCCUUCUCGACUCUACCAACUACAUCACUCAAUAAUAAUAAUAAUAAUUUAUUCAAUAAUAUUCAACAUCGCUCAACACCAAAUAUCAUACAAAGAUCCAGAUCCCAUUCCUUGCAUAAUCCACUAAGGAGAGAUGCGAAUCAAACAUUUAAUAUCGACGGUAUGGUCAACACAUAUAUGAACAAUAACAAUACGAAUUUGCAACAACAACAACAUCUCUACUCUCCUUCCUCAUCAAAUUCUAGUUUUGCCUCAUCACCUAAUAAUUGCUCUUCUAUGCAACACCAAUUGCCUUCUUCAACCGAUGUAUUAACGAACGCUCCAAUCAUGGACAAUAGUUAUCAACAUACAUCAUCUCUUCAUCCAAUGAAUGGCUCUCCAACAAUUGCUAUGGACAAAAUUAUUCAAAACAAAGCAAAGAGAACUAUCAGAAGCAGAAGCUUUCAUUCAAAGGACAAAAUGGAGAUUUCUGAUGCAAUGAUGAUGGAUAAUAAUCACUCGUAUCAGUAUUUUGGAUUUAAUGCAAAUAAUAACAAUAGUGUUACCUAUUCACCAACAUCCUCUGCAGGAUGUAGCUCAAUGGAACAAUCACCUCCUCCUUCUCCUCUGGCAACAUUUUUGAGUCAAAUUGAUAUUUCUAAAUUGAAUCAAGAACAGUUGGCUGCUCUUCAAGUGUUGUGCAUGUCAAAUCAAAAUAAUUUAACUUCUCCAGUUUCUAAUACUUAUACAUCAUCGAAUGAAGUGGUAGUUUCAAAUUCUCAACAACAACGUAGAUCUAGUGUUGCAAGUUACAUGUCAGAAGAUUCUUCAACAACUUUACCAAGAGAUUCUCUCCUCAAAACAGUUCUUCAAAAACAAUUACAUACAAAUAAUGAAGUAGUAGAUGAAAAUCAAGCUCUUUAUUCAAUGAUCGAUAAUGCACUGAGUGGUUGCAAAUCAUCUCUUGGUCUAAAGCUUGUUACAAAUGAAACACCUGUAAAUAAUUUUCCAACACGUUCUAGAACUUUUUCAUCUCCUCCACAAUUCCAAAUUACCCAUAGUACCAACGUUCCUCAAGAAAUUGUUAGUCCAAUGAGUAGGUCUAGUGAAGAAACUGUUCCAACUAUAGAGAUUUCAAAUAAUAAUACUUUUAAUUUUGGUUCCUUUGGAACAGAUUAUGAGCAAAGUUUCGAGAAUAAUCAAACUUCUGUUCAUCCACGACAUCAUUCAUCACCUGCAAUUAAUACUUUUGUAAACAGGGUUGAGAAGCCAACAAAAACAAAGAGAAAAAGUUCGUCUGUAAGGGGAUCUAUCAAUAAUGCCAGCUCUUCAACAGGACAACUGGAACAAAAUAUGGUGGCUAGUGCUGUAUCCGCUGUUGCCAGUAACAGUUCAAAUAAUUCAAAGAAGGGAAGCAGAAGGAAUUCGAUAUCGUCAGUAGAGCAACAACCUAUCGUUGCAACGAAACAAAACAAAUCCCAAAACAAAAACAAGACUAUCGUUUUUAACAAUUACUAUGACGAAAUUCAAUUCAAGAAAAAGUAUGGACCUAAUAGCACAUUCUAUAAAUUUAAAUGAUUUGGCAAUGAUAC